AUGUAUAAAGUUUAUCAAUAUCAAAUGGUUUUAAUGCAUGCAAUUUUCAUAAUUGUUGGAGGUUGGGCUUACUAUACGUGGUUUAAAGAAAUAAGAGAAGAAUUAAGAUGGAUGAUGAAUAUUUUAUUACUAAUCAACAUUUUGGAAAUUGGAAAUAUUUUAUAUAGGUUAAUCGUAUGGUGCCCUGACGAUUUAUUGAAUUCCAAUGAAUUUGGUAGAUGCAAGUUUAAAAAUAGAAUUAAAUAUGUCACUGAUUAUACGACCAUAUUCAUAAUUGUGAAAUAUGUUGAAAUUCCACCAGAAUAUAAUUAUAAUGACGAUAUUCCAAUAAGAAGCAAAGGUGUUAUUGGACGCGUAUAA
Messenger RNA from Funneliformis caledonium, 360 nucleotides. Lineage: Eukaryota; Fungi; Glomeromycota; Glomeromycetes; Glomerales; Glomeraceae. The record is from the annotation of a GenBank genome assembly.